AUGGCUUUCAAGUCUACUCUCGCACUUGCUGGUGCUUUCGCCAGCACAGCACUGGCCCACGGGACUGUCACCGGAUUCGUGACUGACGGCACCUACAACCAGGGAUUUCUGCUCGACUACUAUUACCAGAAGGCCAACUCGGGCUCGUUUCCUGAUAUUGCUGCGUGGUAUGCCGAGAACCUCGAUAACGGUUUUGUGGCUCCUGACGCCUAUGGAACCGCAGACAUCAAUUGCCACAAGAACGCUGAGAACGCUGCUUUGACAAGCUCCGUCGCCGCCGGUGGCACUGUCGACUUCCAGUGGAGCACCUGGCCCCAUGGAAUUGGCCCUGUCCUGACCUACGUUGCCGCUUGCAACGGUGAAUGCUCAUCGGUUGAUAAGACGACCCUCAAAUGGGUUAAGAUCGAUGAAUCUGGUUACGACACAUCUACUUCAACCUGGGCUGCCCAGGCCCUGAUCGACAACAACAAUACCUGGACCACCACUGUUCCUUCAACUCUUGCUGCUGGCAACUACGUAUUCCGCCACGAGAUCAUCGCGCUCCACGGAGCCGGGUCUGCGAAUGGCGCCCAGAACUACCCACAGUGCUUCAACAUUGCAAUCACAGGUUCUGGUACCGACAGCCCCUCUGGCACCCUCGGCACUGAGCUGUACUCCGCUGACGACGCCGGUAUCCUGUUCAACCCUUACGGCACCAUCACUUCUUAUACCAUCCCUGGCCCUGCUCUGUACGGAUCCGGCUCUGGUUCCGGCUCAGGAUCUUCGCCCACAACCACGGCGGCUUCCACCACCAAGGCCGCUACCACAAGCGCUCCAGCUGUGACCCAGGAAGCUUCAACUUCAUCGGCUGCUGCGCCGGCUACGACCUCCGCUGCUCCUUCCGAAGGCGAAGACGACUCAGAAGAUGACUCAUGCGAGGCCGAGGAAACCACAACAGCCGCUGCUACCUUUGUGCCCACUACGCUGGUCACUCGCACGAGCACUGCCCAAGCCUCUACGGCGCCAACCUCUGGUUCUAGCACGGGAGUCGCCCUUUAUGGACAGUGUGGCGGAACUGGCUAUACUGGAAGCACCACCUGCUCUGCUGGUACAUGCACAGUCAUGAACAGCUACUACUCCCAGUGUAUUUAA
Molecule: messenger RNA, 1131 nt
Organism: Neoarthrinium moseri
Lineage: Eukaryota; Fungi; Ascomycota; Sordariomycetes; Amphisphaeriales; Apiosporaceae
Exons: 1
Coding region: 1-1131 (376 amino acids)
Biological process (GO): carbohydrate metabolic process
Cellular component (GO): extracellular region
Molecular function (GO): cellulose binding
Source: RefSeq, a predicted model, not a curated record